This is a messenger RNA of Clupea harengus (Atlantic herring), 2364 nucleotides long. Its product is annotated as proton-coupled folate transporter. Lineage: Eukaryota; Metazoa; Chordata; Actinopteri; Clupeiformes; Clupeidae. Gene Ontology annotation, cellular component: membrane. Gene Ontology annotation, biological process: transmembrane transport. The record is from RefSeq and is a predicted model, not a curated record. Gene Ontology annotation, molecular function: transmembrane transporter activity.
UCAGCUACAGUAACCCGUCCACAGGCUCGUUUCUCUCUCUAUCUCUAUCUUUAGUUUCUCUUCCGUACAGAUUAUGGGAGCUUGAAAACGAAUAUGGUUAGUAGCAACAGCUAGACCUGUUAAAAGUGAACACAGUUUGUUCUCCCUUCUCACCACGCUUGCCACCGAAUCACUCAGAGAUCAUGCCAGAAUGGGUGGAGAAGAUGGGACGGCUGGUUACGGUCGAGCCGGUCAUUUUCUGGUACAUGACCAGUACCUUCAUCGUGACCCCGGCUUAUCAACAGCUGAUCAUCAACAAGGUCUGCUACGAGCUCUUCGACGACAAGUCCAUCUGCAUCAAUCCAGAGCACAAGCACCACGAUGACAAGGAGAUCCAGCAGCGCACCUCCCUGGUGCUGCUGCUCUACAUGGCCAUCCUCAGCCUGGUCUCCGUCACGCCGGCCCUGCUCCUGGGCUCCUGGUCGGACAGCGCCGGCCGCCGCUCCGUCAUGGUCCUCCCGUCCGUGCUGUCGCUGGUGGCGGGCGCCGUGCUCAUCUGCAUGGACCAGCUGCCGCAAGUGGACGUGCUGUGGGUGCUGGCGACGGCCGCCAUCGUCGGCCUCACCGGCGGCUACGUCUCCAUCUUCCUCAGCUGCUUCAGCUACCUGGCCGACGUGACGGCCGUUUGUGGCGCCAACAAGACCAGGACCGUCCGCAUGGCCGUGGCCGAGUCCAUGAUCUUCGUCGGCGGAACGGUGGGCUUCCUGCUGGGCGGGUUCCUGGAGAAGAACUACGGGCUGACGGUGGCGUUCGGGACCUACAUGGCCUGUCACGUGAUCAUCAUCCUGUACGUCGGGCUCUGGCUGCGGGACCCCAGGCCAGCUGCCAGGAGACCCAGCUCCCCCCCGAAGGAUGACGCCAAGCAGGAGGAUGGCGAGGCGGAGGUCACCAAGCCUACAGGGUCUCGACUGUUUCUACUCGACUACCUGAAAAGGACCCUGCGCUCAGUCUUCAGAAGGCGGCCGGGACAGGAGAGACUGAAGCUCUUCCUGCUCAUUAGCUGUUCUUUCCUGAACAACCUCGUGGCAGUGGGGGAACAGUCGAUCCUCCUUCUCUAUCUGAUGUACGAGCCCAGGGAGUUUGACACAGAGAUGUUUGGGAUCUUCAACUCUGUCAAGAUGUUGCUCCUGGGGUGCUGUUUGCUGGGCCUGUUCCCCCUGUUACUGCGCUACGUGGGAGAGAUGACCCUGGCCAAGCUGAGCGUGGUGUUCAGGGCGGCGUCCUUCGUCCUCCUGGCGUUCUCCACCAACACGUGGAUGGUGUUCAUAGUGGCAGUGUUAGGAGCUCCUGCAGGAAUCAAUCAAGCUGUCAUCCGUUCCCUGUCCUCUGCUAUUGUGGAGCCAGAUGAGCAAGGUGCCAUGUUCUCUUUCUCGGCGUCCGUGGAGGCCACCUGCAUCCUCUUCGCCGCUGUCAUCUUCAACGGCAUGUACCCUCUGACCCUGCCCACCUUCCCCGGGAUGCCCUUCAUCGUCAUGGCCGGCUUCUGCCUCAUCGUCCUCAUCCUCAUGCAAUGGGUCAGUGAGAUGCAGACCACUCAUCCACGUCUGGUGAUCCAGGACUGAAUCUCCACAGAUGGGUCAGUGAGAUGCAGACCACUCAUCCACGUCUGGUGAUCCAGGACUGAAUCUCGAAAGUAGAUCUGGUCUGGAUAAAUGUAUCUCAACCUGGGCUAAACCUCAUUCCUCUGGACCAGGUCUGGAGGGAACCUCCUCCUUCUCUUUUCUCCCCCUCCUCAUCCUCAAGACCGCUGAGGAGGAGCUGACCACGUGGUUUGGUGAAUGUGAGGGUUUUUAAUGUUUGGGAACGCACAGAGCUGAUGCACAAACUACCAGCAUCAUGUAUGUCAGACGUUAGACAUCUAGCAUAGCAUAGCAUAGCAUAGCAUAGCAUAGCAUAGCAUAGCAUAGCAUAGCAUAGCAUAGCAAAGCAUAGCAUAGCAUAGCAUCCCAUUACAGUCACCACAGGACUAAAAAUUAAGCACCGUAAUAAAUCAGUGAAAAUGAAUGGUAAUGACAUAUAAUGAUGAGUGAAAGAUGUGAUGAGCACAACACAUGGGUGGACUGUGGGCUCAGGGGCAAACACACAGCCUUCCCUGUCAUGCCAAAUGCUCCACACUGUGUGUCUUUGAUGGCACUUUUAAUGGAGGUCUCCCUUUAAUCAAUAUGUGUACAUAUGAAUGUAAGAUUUGACACUUCUGCCCUUUCGUGACACUUUUUGUAAAUGCCAUGUAAAAUGUGAAAAUAACUGAAAGGACAUUGGUGUAUGAAAUAGUAUUUUUGCACUGGAGAUUUAAACAAUGUUAAUAAACAAACAUAUUGAAUAUUA